Besnoitia besnoiti is the source of this 1365-nucleotide messenger RNA. Its product is annotated as KRUF family protein. The record is from RefSeq and is a predicted model, not a curated record. The transcript is spliced from 4 exons. Lineage: Eukaryota; Apicomplexa; Conoidasida; Eucoccidiorida; Sarcocystidae. Bases 1 to 1365 code for a protein of 454 amino acids.
AUGGUCAGGAGUUUCCUCCGGGGCUGCCGGGCGAGGUCCUCUGGUCACUCAGCUCGAUCUGGCGGGUACGGCUGUAGCAGGUUCCUGUUGCCGGUCAGAGCGAGCUCGCUACUGUCGCACAUAGCCGCCGUGGACAUGAAAUGCUGCCACUUCGUCGUGACCACCUUGACGGCUGUGUGCCUCAGAUUGCUUGUAUCCAAUGUGAUACUAUUUGCUGCAACUACUCACGUACCGCCUUCUCCGACGCCUACGGGUGGAGACAACAACGAUGCCGCUCCCCAGCUAGCAGACGGGGCCGCGAGCGGUGUCGGGACUGUUGCCUACGACGCCGGUACUGUACACGUUGCCCCACUUGGACUCGCCCGCCCUGUUACUUUGCCUGGCACCGGCACAACAACGUACGGCGAGCUUAUGGUGAAUGUUUUGAGAGACGAGGCAAGGGAGCUACGGCGAAUGUGGGGAUGCGAAGAGAGUUACAUAGUGGAGAACGCCGGCCGCCAGAUACUACGGCACGACAGUCCACCCACACAGUCUGAUGUCAACGAAUGGAUCGCCAGGGCACGCUGCCGGUACCGGCACCGAUUUGAGUCACGCCUGGGGGAAGCCGCCAAUCUCGAGAGGCAGGCAACCGCGCUUGCAGACUUGCUUCGGGCAGAGGGGGUUCAUGUGGCGCAGACGGAGUCUCCGCCACCAAGUAGUUCGAGCGCGAUCGCUGAGACGCCUGCCGCGGGCACCGCAGAAGCAUCAGCGCCUCUCCCGGGGCCUGCGCCUAGCGUGGUUCCAUAUGUGGUCGCUGGACUUGCGAGUGUGAGGGCGGACGCCCAAAAGCUCCGCACGCAAAUUGAGGACCAUGAGCGAUCGAUUUCGACAGCAAUUGCAAAACGCAUGUUCGAGUCGCCCACAGUACACCCGACGGAUAGCAAUGUGGCAUACUGGUCCCGACGAGUACGAGUCGAGGCGCGUGUAAGGGACGGACGGCAGGCAAAGUACGCCGAGGCGCUGGAAGCCCAAGCAGCUCGAGCUCAGCGUUGGCUAUCGUCAGGAGUCUGGGAGAUUGCCGCGGAAUCCUCCAGCGGCGCAAGCGCUCCUGCGGGCCCUGGCGCUCAUUCGGUUACAGUCGGCUGUGUACAAGCUACUCCCGACCGACCGGAGCACACGCUGACGUUCGCAGAGCUUGCCAUUAUCAAGAUAAAGGAGGAGGCCCGUCGACUGCGGCAAGAAUGGGGUCGCGGCGAAGGCAUCUACGUCGCUCAGCAUGUGGCACACAACAUGUUAUACAACAGCGACUACAGUCCAACGGAUGCCGUGCUGCGGAGCUGGCAGAGCACAGCGACAAAGAAUAUCCGACGGCGCGCGCUGCUCUGA